This is a messenger RNA of Galeopterus variegatus (Sunda flying lemur), 2167 nucleotides long. RefSeq names its product unconventional myosin-Vb-like. Gene Ontology annotation, molecular function: actin filament binding; ATP binding; microfilament motor activity. The coding region runs from base 1 to 2115 and encodes 704 amino acids. Gene Ontology annotation, biological process: actin filament organization; vesicle transport along actin filament. NCBI's taxonomy places the organism in Eukaryota, Metazoa, Chordata, Mammalia, Dermoptera, Cynocephalidae. The transcript is spliced from 17 exons. Gene Ontology annotation, cellular component: actin cytoskeleton; vesicle; myosin complex. The record is from RefSeq and is a predicted model, not a curated record.
AUGACGGGGGAUUCUGGACCCCAGGAUGAACACCUCAACAACUUCUGCCGACUGCUAGGUGUGGAACACAGUCAGAUGGAGCACUGGCUGUGCCAUCGCAAGCUCAUCACCACCUCGGAGACCUAUGUCAAGACCAUGUCCCUGCAGCAGGUGGUCAACGCACGCAAUGCCCUGGCCAAGCACAUCUACGCCCAGCUCUUCAGCUGGAUUGUGGAGCACAUCAACAAAGCCCUGCACACCUCCCUCAAGCAGCACUCCUUCAUCGGGGUCCUGGACAUCUACGGGUUUGAGACAUUUGAGGUAAACAGCUUUGAGCAGUUUUGUAUCAACUAUGCAAAUGAAAAACUCCAGCAGCAGUUCAACUCGCAUGUGUUCAAACUGGAGCAAGAAGAGUACAUGAAGGAGCAGAUCCCUUGGACCUUGAUUGAUUUUUAUGAUAACCAACCUUGCAUCGACCUCAUAGAGGCUAAGCUGGGUAUCUUGGACCUGCUGGAUGAAGAAUGUAAGGUCCCCAAAGGAACUGACCAGAACUGGGCUCAGAAGCUCUAUGACCGGCAUUCCAGCAGCCAGCACUUCCAGAAGCCCCGCAUGUCCAACACGGCCUUCAUCGUCAUCCACUUUGCAGAUAAGGUGGAGUACCUUUCAGAUGGUUUUCUGGAAAAAAACAGAGACACAGUGUAUGAAGAGCAGAUCAACAUCCUGAAGGCCAGCAAGUUCCCACUAGUGGCUGACUUGUUUCAUGAUGACAAGGACUCUGUUUCUACCACCUCCGCAUCUGGGAAGGGAUCAUCUUCAAAGAUCAACAUUCGUUCUGCCAGACCCACCAUGAAAGCCUCCAACAAGGAACACAAGAAAACCGUGGGCCACCAGUUCCGCACCUCCUUGCGUCUGCUCAUGGAGACCCUGAAUGCCACGACGCCACACUACGUCCGCUGCAUCAAGCCCAACGACGAGAAGCUCCCCUUCCGGGCCCAGGAAAGAAGAGCUGUGGAGCAGCCCAGAGCCUGUGCAGUAGUUCAGACGUGUCACCUGAUGCACCUCUGCUUUCCCUUCAGGUGGGCCUACCAUGACUUCUUCAACCGGUAUCGGGUGCUGAUCAAGAAGAGAGAGCUUGCCAACACAGACAGAAAGGCCAUCUGCAAGUCUGUCCUGGAGAGGCUCAUCAAGGAUCCCGACAAGUUCCAGUUUGGCCGUACCAAGAUCUUCUUCCGGGCAGGCCAGGUGGCCUACCUGGAGAAGCUGAGGGCUGACAAGUUCCGAGAAGCCACCAUCAUGAUCCAGAAGACUGUCCGGGGCUGGCUGCAGAAGGUGAAAUACCGCAGGUUGAAGCAGGCUACCUUGACCUUGCAGAGGUACUGCCGAGGGUACCUGGCCCGCAGGCUGGCUGAGCAUCUGCGGAGGACCAGGGCAGCUGUGGUGCUCCAGAAACAGUAUCGCAUGCGGAGAGCCUGCCUGGCCUACCAGAGGGUCCGCAGGGCUGCCGUCGUCAUCCAGGCUUUUGCUCGGGGGAUGUUUGUGCGGAGAAUCUACCGCCAGGUCCUCAUGGAGCACAAGGCCACCUUCAUCCAGAAGCAUGUACGAGGUUGGCUGGCGCACAGGCGUUUCCGGCAGAUGCAGGCUGCAGCCAUCGUCAUCCAGUGUGCCUUCCGGAGGCUCAAGGCCAGGCAGGAGCUGAAGGCCCUCAAGAUCGAGGCCCGCUCGGCAGAGCACCUGAAGCGCCUCAACGUGGGCAUGGAGAACAAGGUGGUGCAGCUGCAGCGGAAGAUUGAUGACCAGAACAAAGAGUUCAAGACCCUGUCCGAGCACUUGUCCACUGUCACCUCCACACAUGCCAUGGAGGUGGAGAAGCUGAGGAAGGAGCUGGCGCAUUACCAGCAGAGCCACGGUGGGGAUGCCAACCUACAGCUGCAGGAGGAGGUAGAGAGGCUGCGCAGCGAGCUGCAGAGGGCCCACUCGGAGCACAGGGUCCUGGAGGACGCCCACAGCAGGGAGAAGGACAAGCUGAGACAGCGAGUGGCAGACCUGGAGCAAGAAAAUGCUCUCUUGAAAGAUGAAAAAGAGCAGCUUAACAACCAAAUCCUGUGCCAAUCUAAAGGUAAGUACCAAGGCGCUUGAGUUUUGGUUUGGGUUUUAAUAUCUUUUCCUCGCUGAUUUUCCCCCAGGACUC